AUGUCUCGAACACGCCAGCCAAUUGCUUCAAAUUCAUUCCAAACCACGACAGAGUCCUCAGACUCCUCAACAGCCCACUUCCCCCCAACCCUCAGGCUACGAGCCGAGGAAGCAACUGACACCAGCGAAGCAACAUCGUCAUCCCGGCGAAUCCGAUGGAGCGAAGAUGUCAUAGACAACGAGGGCAUGGGCAAAAAGAGCUCAAAAGUAUGCUGCAUCUACCACAAAGCCCGCCCAGUGGGAGAAAGUAGCUCAGAAGAGUCCUCAUCCAGCUCAUCCGAAAGCGAGAGCGAGAGUGAAGACGACCGUCGCACUGCCAGAGUCAACCGGGCUCGCCGCGCACACCCACACUCCGGAGACCGGGAACCGCACGACGAGCACGAAGGGUGUUGUCCUGAGGACCACGGCUCAAAACCGAAACGCAGUCGCAGGAAGCCGAGUCCGAAUGCAUACGAGAAGAUGCCUAAGCCGUCGAAGAGCCAGAGUCAGAAUCAGAAUGAGAACCAGGCGCGGGGUACUUGA
Penicillium roqueforti is the source of this 522-nucleotide messenger RNA. Its product is annotated as PPP1R11/YPI1 family protein. Gene Ontology annotation, cellular component: nucleus. Gene Ontology annotation, molecular function: protein serine/threonine phosphatase inhibitor activity; protein phosphatase 1 binding. The transcript is spliced from 2 exons. The record is from RefSeq and is a predicted model, not a curated record. NCBI's taxonomy places the organism in Eukaryota, Fungi, Ascomycota, Eurotiomycetes, Eurotiales, Aspergillaceae. Bases 1 to 522 code for a protein of 173 amino acids.